Molecule: messenger RNA, 2294 nt
Organism: Cyclopterus lumpus (lumpfish)
Lineage: Eukaryota; Metazoa; Chordata; Actinopteri; Perciformes; Cyclopteridae
Gene: hmbox1b
Product: homeobox containing 1 b
Exons: 10
Coding region: 270-1793 (507 amino acids)
Biological process (GO): positive regulation of DNA-templated transcription
Cellular component (GO): nucleus
Molecular function (GO): double-stranded telomeric DNA binding
Source: RefSeq, a predicted model, not a curated record
ACGCCGCCGCAUGGCAGAGGCCCUCCGUGAGAGAUGAACUACAGUUCCCUCGGAGCUACUCGGAGGUGUUAGUUGUCAAUAUGGCUGUUGUCAGACAGACAAAGCGGAGAGGCACAUAAUUCGCUUCUGAUUAUAAAUCCUUGGAAAGGGGUCGGACGGGGCACCGUAAUCACACCGCGUAUUGCUCGACUGCAGUAAAAGACGCGCGGGUCUUUGCUCAAGUUGUCAAAGUUAAAUGGUUCAGUGGACGAUUUGAACCGAGCAGCAGGAUGUCUGAGUUCAGCGAGGAGCCGCGCUUCACCAUCGAGCAGAUAGAUCUGCUGCAGCGGCUGCGUCGCAGCGGCAUGAGCAAGCAGGAGAUCCUCCACGCGCUCGACACUCUGGACCGGCUGGACCGGGAGCACGGCGACAAGUUUGGCCGCCGCACCUCUUCUUCCUCCUCUUCCUCGUCCUGCUACGGAGUAGGCGGGGCAAACGGCUGCACCAACAACUCUGCCUCGAAUGCCAACAAUAGCAACACUGCCUCAGCAAACACCACCGCCGCCACUACCACCACCUCUUCCUCCUCUGUGACGUGCAAUGGAGGCGAGGGCGUCGCCGUUGACCAAUCGGCGGCGGCUGCCUCCUCCACCACCACAACCAAAAUCUCCACCGCCACACAGACGCAGUUUGUCAGCAGAGGCGGGCUCUCGCCGUCCCAUAGUAACAGCUAUGACACCUCCCCGCCUCCAGGCCCUCCGCCGCCGUCCGCCAUCCUGCCCUCGCCGGUCUCACUGGUUGCUCUGUCGCAGAAUGGCCGGGACAGCCUGGCCGCCACGCCCAACGGGAAGCUGUCUCCGCCCAGAUACCCGGUGAACAGCGCGGCGGCAGCACGAGCAUUUGGGUUUGAGGCUACAGAGGAGGACCUGGACAUUGACGACAAGGUGGAGGAGCUGAUGAGGAGGGACAGCAGCUUGGUGAAAGAGGAGAUCAAGGCGUUCCUGGGGAACAGGAGGAUCUCUCAGGCCGUGGUGGCACAAGUUACUGGCAUCAGCCAGAGCAGGAUCUCCCAUUGGCUGCUGCAGCACGGCUCCGACCUGAGCGAGCAGAAGAAGAGGGCCUUCUACCGCUGGUACACGCUGGAGAAGACCACACCAGGUGCCACGCUGAACAUGCGGCCAGCCCCAUUGCCUCUAGAGGAAAUGGAGUGGAGGCAAACCCCGCCCCCCAUCACCACUGCCCCCGGGACCUUUCGGCUGCGUCGUGGAAGUCGCUUCACUUGGAGAAAAGAGUGCCUGGCAGUGAUGGAGAGCUACUUCAACGACAACCAGUACCCAGAUGAGGCCAAACGGGAGGAGAUAGCAAACGCCUGCAAUGCUGUCAUUCAGAAGCCAGGGAAGAAGCUGUCUGAUCUGGAGAGGGUAACCUCCCUGAAAGUUUACAACUGGUUCGCCAACCGUCGCAAAGAGAUCAAGAGACGUGCCAACAUUGAAGCCACAAUCCUGGAGAGUCAUGGGAUAGACGUCCAGAGUCCAGGGGGACACUCCAACAGCGACGACAUCGAUGGGAACGACUUCUCAGAGCAGGCAUGUGACCUGCCCUAUUUUGACAAGAGACCUCUCAGCCGACCUUUUGGCCUUUACCGACUGGAGCCCACCUCGCCAACACAGGAUGACAGCGCGGCGCACAGCGAGCACCAGGACCCCAUCUCUCUGGCAGUGGAGAUGGCUGCCGUCAACCACACCAUCCUGGCCCUGUCCCGAACCGGAGGGAUCCCCAACGACAUCAAGACCGAGUCCCUGGAGGACGAAUGACCUGCGUGGGGGAAACGGGAUUGGAGGGAGGGGAAGUGAGAAACGGCAGUCGACAGGAGGGAGAAACAAAACGAGACUGAAAUAAUGCUACUUAGCAAACCUUGUGAAUCUGUCCCUCAGCCAUCCCCUCCCCGCUGUUCCUUCUUUCUCGGCUUCCCCCCUCCACUCCUCUCUCCCCCAGCAAAGUCCACGUAAACAGUAACUCCCCCCUCCCCCGCCCCCAUAUACAGACAGAGCUGGCGGCUACCACCACACGUCCUCUGAUUUCCUUGAAAACGUUCCUCGGAAAGAAAAGGGGGCAGUCCAGACCUUUUCCUUCCCACCCCACCUAAAGAAAUGGUGUCCCUCAUCUGGGAUUUGUUUCUCUCUGAACUCCCCUCUUCCCCCCUGGAACACCCUCUUCACAGGACUCUUCUCUUCCCUCUCGACGUCCAGCCUAGUUGUCUGAGCCGACCCUCAGUCUAUCUCACCUCAGCGUCAACCUCAGAAUAAUAACGUGUA